AUGCCAUCAGCAACACCAGAAGCAACACCAUCAAUAACACCAGCAGUAAUACCAGCAGCAACACCAGAAGCAACACCAGAAGCAACAACAUCAUCAGCAAUGCCAUCAGCAACACCAGAAGCAACACCAUCAAUAACACCAGCAGUAAUACCAGCAGCAACACCAGAAGCAACACCAGAAGCAACACCAGAAGCAACACCAGAAGCAACAACAUCAUCAGCAAUGCCAUCAGCAACACCAGAAGCAACAUCAGAAGCAACAUCAGAAGCAACAUCAGAAGCAACAUUAGCAGCGGCACCAUUAUUAGCAACCUUAGCAGCAACACCAGCAUAG
This is a messenger RNA of Mucor velutinosus, 333 nucleotides long. RefSeq names its product phosphatidylethanolamine N-methyltransferase. The transcript has a single exon. Bases 1 to 333 code for a protein of 110 amino acids. Lineage: Eukaryota; Fungi; Mucoromycota; Mucoromycetes; Mucorales; Mucoraceae. The record is from RefSeq and is a predicted model, not a curated record.